This is a messenger RNA of Oreochromis niloticus (Nile tilapia), 1496 nucleotides long. RefSeq names its product programmed cell death 1 ligand 1. Gene Ontology annotation, molecular function: signaling receptor binding. Gene Ontology annotation, biological process: negative regulation of T cell proliferation; regulation of cytokine production; T cell receptor signaling pathway. The record is from RefSeq and is a predicted model, not a curated record. The coding region runs from base 228 to 1358 and encodes 376 amino acids. Gene Ontology annotation, cellular component: external side of plasma membrane. Lineage: Eukaryota; Metazoa; Chordata; Actinopteri; Cichliformes; Cichlidae. The transcript has 6 exons.
AGAAGCACAACAAGGUCUAUCCAAAUGCAGAGCAGUAGGUCUGUUAAAUGAAGGAUUCUUGUAAAACUUUUUGUUUUUAAUUAUUUAUGAGCUUCCUCUGUUUAUUCAGUUCAUGAAUGAGCACAGAGAGCCACAGCUCCGCCUUAGAUAGACUGGGUGCUUUCUAGGUUUUUGUACUUUUCCAGCCCUGGACUACAUGAUAUCUGCCACCGCAAGCUACAACCUAAAUGCUGCGGAGCACCUUGGAUCGGGUCCAGAUUUACAUCACGAAGCUGCAGACGCCCCCCUCUUGCGUAGUCUGCGGCUCUGCCUUUCAGACAGCAAGGGUGCGGUUGUGUAUGCAGUGUGGAUCUGAUUCUUUCUUACAAGUUCUAGUUCUUCAAAAUCCUCAUCAACCCGUCACACAUAUUCAGAAGUCUGCACGGGAGCCAUCUAUUCUCUUGUCAGGGUCUUCAAGGAAUAUUUCAUCUAAUUUUUUCGGAUUCAAACUCCAAUCAUCAGGUCUGCUGUUCUGGUUCUUGGUUCCAGUUUCAUCAGAAACAAAUGGAACCAGAGGGGCACCGCUGGUCCUUCAGUGCCAUCACAACCUCAGCGAAAAGUUCAUUCCUGAGCAAACCUCCAUAUACUGGCAAAGUAAUUCCAGCGUUCUUCAUGUUUUUUCAAAAGGACAAGAGGAAUUUCAACACCAAAGUGAGUCAUUUAAAAACAGGACUGCAAUUUUCCACGAUCAACUGGCUUCUGGCAACUUCUCCCUUGUCAUCAAUCCGCUGAUGCUGAAAGAUGAUCAGCUCAGCAUCGAGGUUGCUUACAUACCAGAAAGCAGGACACUCUGCCAAAACACUGUUCAUGUAGCAGCUCCUUUCGAUAUGCCAAAUAUCGUGUUCAACACCAGAGAUAUGAUGGCUAUGUGUGCAACAAAGGGGGGCUUUCCUGAACCAGAGCUAUCGUGGAUCGUCAUGGACCACGAGGGACAUGAACGUACACUUGAACCACCUGAUGUCCAGACCUACCUCUACAAGGAAGAUGACGGCACCUACAGAGUUACCAGCACUGCCAACAUCAGUGGAUCACAGAAAGUUACCUGCAGCGUUUACAACCCAACUUCAAAGGAGACGUUGAGUGUAAUUAAAGAUGUAAUUACAGAUGAAGGCUGGAGUCUGCCUUUGGGACCUGUUCUUGGAGUACUGGUAAUACUCGCAGUAAUAAUCGGAGCAGGAGCUGUCAUCGGCUGCCGAAAAAUGAAAAGGAGAGACUGUUCAGGACAAAACCUACAAGAACUGAGCGCCAAUGAACCUGCACCAUUGGAAGACAGCACUCCUGAUCCUGCAGCUGUUGGAGUUGAUGAUGUAGCUAAAUAAAGGGAAAACACUAAAUAGAAGACAUGGCAGGAACUCAUGUUUCUUCCUGUCCAGAAAUAGACCUCACCUAUGGAGGACCACAGAGCCACACACACAGAAAAAUAGUGUUUUUAUUUUAAAUUCAAUUAUUAAAUAAUA